Gloeophyllum trabeum ATCC 11539 is the source of this 675-nucleotide messenger RNA. RefSeq lists its product as uncharacterized. The annotation marks the transcript as partial. Lineage: Eukaryota; Fungi; Basidiomycota; Agaricomycetes; Gloeophyllales; Gloeophyllaceae. The transcript is spliced from 4 exons. The record is from RefSeq and is a predicted model, not a curated record.
AUCACGGUUAUGUUCAUCCUCGGGACGCUCUACUUUGCAUCGGCUACGCGCACUAAUGAAAUGGAAUUCAUCGAGAAUCGAAACUACCCAGGAGGUCCCGUUGCGUGGGCUUCAGCAGCGUUUUCAAUACCCAUUAACUUGCUGGGUGUCAUUGUUUAUGUGCUUGCUAAUUGGCUUGCGGAUGGUUUGAUGCUCUGGCGGUGCACGGUCGUCUGGUCCGGCCGAUUCAUAUGGUUUAUCAUGUCGGUUCCGUUCCUUGUCUACUUGACCUCGAUCGCCAUGGGCAUACUCUUGAUGUUUGACGAAUCACGCCCCGGUGCAAGCAUUUGGCAAGCGUCUAGCGUGAACAUCGUUCUGGCAUACUAUUCCACGUCACUGGCUCUGAAUAUAUUCCUCACCAUCCUGAUUCUGGUCCGUUUACUGCUUCAUCGGAGAGCGGUCAUCAAUGCGCUCGGAAGAUCCCAUUCAGCUCAAUACACCUCCACAGCGGCGAUGCUGGUGGAAUCUGCUGCGCUCUACGCCAUAUGUUCAAUCCUCUUCCUGGUACCAUAUGUGGUGAAUCACCCCUUGCAAGGCAUUUUCAUGCAAGUUCUCAGUCAAGUACAGAUUAUAGCACCAUUACUCAUCAUCUAUCGCGUUGCCACCGGUCGUGCUUGGUCUCGCAAAACAACGGCG